This is a messenger RNA of Paramuricea clavata, 444 nucleotides long. The record is from the annotation of a GenBank genome assembly. NCBI's taxonomy places the organism in Eukaryota, Metazoa, Cnidaria, Anthozoa, Malacalcyonacea, Plexauridae.
AUGGAAUCACUACUUUUAAUUCAGAUUGUCCAAGGUGGAAAAACAACUCAUGUUAUAGAUGCAAUAGAUCCUUCGCAAAGCAACUGGCUACGUUUCGUCAACUGCGCACGGAACGAAGAAGAACAAAACCUCCUCGCCUUCCAAUACCACGGAGAUGUUUACUACCGAGUCUAUAAAGAAAUUGAAGCAGGUGCUGAAUUGUUGGUUUGGUACGGAGAAGAAUAUGGGGAACAGCUUGGCAUAUCGGUUCUUUCGAUUCAGUUGAACGAAAAUGAAGAAAUUGCCACACCGCAAGAGCAACUUGAUAUACCGUUUGUACCGAAUCAGCUAAACGAAAAUGAAGAUGUACAGCAACUUGCUACACCAGUUGGAGAGGAACUAAACCAAUCGCUAGAAAAAGGUAUGGAAAAUAUUAAGUACUACACUGUAAACGAGCGCAGGUGA